Cynocephalus volans (Philippine flying lemur) is the source of this 3095-nucleotide messenger RNA. It is a transcript of the gene PRIM2, whose product is annotated as DNA primase subunit 2. The coding region runs from base 144 to 1667 and encodes 507 amino acids. The transcript has 14 exons. Gene Ontology annotation, biological process: DNA replication initiation; DNA replication, synthesis of primer. The record is from RefSeq and is a predicted model, not a curated record. Gene Ontology annotation, cellular component: alpha DNA polymerase:primase complex. Lineage: Eukaryota; Metazoa; Chordata; Mammalia; Dermoptera; Cynocephalidae.
CGACUGUCAGCGUCUGUGUUUUCUCGAGUUUGGGUACUUGCCGGCGAGAGAAACCACUGCAGAUUUAAGGCGGAGAGCAAUCCUGGUUUUGAGGGUUGCAAGUCGAGAAAAAAAGGGAGAUCCCUUUGCGGGCGGUGAUCAAGAUGCAGUUUACUGGAGGAAAUCGGAGGAAGCUUAGGUUGGCAGGUGACCAGAGGAAUGCUUGCUACCCUCACAGCCUUCAGUUUUACUUGCAGCCACCUUCUGAAAACAUAUCUUUGAUAGAGUUUGAAAACUUGGCUAUUGCUAGAGUUAAAUUGCUAAAAUCAGUUGAAAAUCUUGGUGUGAGCUAUGUGAAAGGAACUGAGGAAUACCAGAGUAAGUUGGAGGCUGAAAUUCGAAAACUCAAGUUUUCCUUCAGAGAAAACUUAGAAGAUGAAUAUGAACCAAGAAGAAGAGAUCAUAUUUCUCAUUUUAUUUUGCGUCUUGCUUAUUGUCAGUCAGAAGAUCUUAGACGCUGGUUUAUUCAACAAGAAAUGGAUCUCCUUCGAUUUCGAUUCAAUAUUUUACCCAAGGAUAAAGUUCAAAGUUUUUUAAAGGAUAGCCAUUUGCAGUUUGAGGCUAUAAGCGAUGAAGAGAAGCAUCUACGAGAACAGGAGAUUAUGACCUCAUCACCAAGUUUAAGUGGGACUAAGUUAGGGUUGGAGUCAGUUUAUAAGAUCCCUUUUGCUGAUGCUCUGGAUUUGUUCCGAGGAAGGAAAGUCUAUUUGGAAGAUGGCUUUGCUUAUGUACCACAUAAGGACAUUGUGGCAAUCAUCCUGAAUGAAUUUAGAGCCAAACUCUCCAAGGCUUUGGCAUUAACAGCCAGAUCCUUGCCUGCUGUGCAGUCCGAUGAAAGACUUCAGCCUCUACUCAACCACCUCAGUCAUUCCUACACCGGCCAAGAUUAUAGUACCCAGGGAAAUGCUGGGAAGAUUUCUUUAGAUCAGAUCGAUUCGCUUUCUACCAAAUCUUUCCCACCUUGCAUGCGUCAGUUACAUAAAGCCUUGCGGGAAAAUCACCAUCUUCGUCAUGGAGGCCGAAUGCAGUAUGGUCUGUUCCUGAAGGGCAUUGGUUUAACACUGGAACAGGCGUUGCAGUUCUGGAAGCAAGAAUUUAUCAGGGGAAAGAUGGAUCCAGAUAAGUUUGAUAAAGGUUACUCUUACAAUAUCCGUCAUAGCUUCGGAAAGGAAGGCAAGAGGACAGACUAUACACCUUUCAGUUGCCUGAAGAUUAUUCUAACCAAUCCACCAGGCCAGGGGGAUUAUCAUGGGUGCCCAUUCCGUCACAGUGAUCCAGAGCUGCUGAAGCAAAAGUUGCAGUCAUACAAGAUCUCUCCCGGAGGGAUAAACCAGAUUUUGGAUUUAGUAAAGGGGACACAUUACCAGGUAGCCUGUCAAAAGUACUUCGAGAUGAUACAUAAUGUGGAUGAUUGUGGCUUUUCUUUGAGUCAUCCUAAUCAGUUUUUUUGCGAGAGCCAACGGAUUCUAAAUGGUGGUAAAGACCUCAAGAAAGAAUCUAGCCAGCCAGAAACUCCUCAACCCAAACCAAGCAUCCAGAAAACCAAGGAUGCAUCAUCUGCUCUGGCCUCUUUAAAUUCCUCUCUGGAUAUGGAUAUGGAGGGACUAGAAGAUUAUUUCAGUGACUGAUCCUUGGGCAGUUUAGUAACCCUUUUUCCUCUUUGUUUCCUAUUUUUAAGAUUUUUGCCCUUUUUUUCUUUUUUUAACCUUCUUGUUUAACUUCUCCUUUCACAUGUACACACACUUAUUAGGAAAGCAGGCUUGCAGGUAAAAACAAAAACCUCCACUAUAAUUUGCUUUGACAAAAGGGAAGAGAAGAGUUUCUAUUGAAAUAUGUCACUUGAAUGGUGUGAUUUAAGUUUGUUUUGGGAGAUAAAAACAGCUUUCUGGACUGGUUAAAGUCCCCCCAAAACAAUAUAGCUAAAAACGAGUUUUAUUUUAACACUUAUCACUUUGUAAUUUUGACCCAAUCCUUUUUUGGACCAUUUUUGUUAAUAUCAAAAUGUAUAUGAUGGUGUAUAAUUUGGAGAGUCUUAUUCUGUCCUUCAGUUUUUAAGAAUGGUAUUUCGGUACAUCCAACACACUGCCAAUAGCCAAUGAAGAUUUUAAACUUUUUUUAAGUUGGCCUAUUUGUGGUUAUUCUACAUCUGGCCCCCUUGAGUAGCAGCAGACUCUACUGAAAUGAAUUGUGACUUGGGAAUCAAGAGAAACAGAAUUUGUAUAGGCAGUUAUAUUGAUUAAGGAAUAAGUAUUUCAUUAUAUGAAAUAAUGGCACUUCUUAUCUGCUGCCAUUUUCCAUUCACUCUAGGGGUAGUUUCACAAAGACCAGACCAUUCCUAAAGCAAGAAGGUUUUAAGUCUAAAGUGUUUUUCUAUUCCACCGUCCAGCUUCCAUACCUUAUUCUUCUGUGGUUGCCGUGACUUUCCAAAUAAGUCUGAUAAACUUAUUAACUUCAGUAAUGAAUAUUCUAACAGUUACAGUAACCCCUUCCUUCCAGUGCCAGCAAUGGAAUUUUGUAAAUGUUGUGGACAAUUACAGACAUACUAGAUCAGUUUCCCACUUUCUCCACCUGCCUUUGUCAAGGAGGUGAGAUGGGGGUGGAUGAUCCCUGUCACUUUGUGUGUUGUGGGGCAGUGUCCUUGUAGAUCUCCUUAUCCAACUGAUUUCCUCCCUGGGGUCUCUACUCACUCACCCAGAGGAUUUGGGACUCUUAGGAGAUCCAGUUUGAAAUUUAAAUCUUCCUCACCUAUUACCUCAAAUUAUCUGAAAAACAUUAGUCUAUUUCAGUCUCUUUUCCUAGUAAAGAGGCGUACUUUUGCUUUAGCCUCUUGAAUCAGAUACUAACUAAAUUGAAAAUAAGACAUUGUAUUCAGAAAACUGGACUGUUAGAAGCACCAUGUUUUUAAUCCUGUGAUAAACUGCAUUAAUAUGAAAAGGAUUUAAACAGAUCAGAUCAUCAAAACCUAAAAAUGUCAGGUGAUCAGGUUUUUAGUUUAGGCUUUGGAGUCAAAGGUUUCUUUGAACAUUAAUAACAUAAUUAAAUGAGAUACUAUCUGA